Iphiclides podalirius (scarce swallowtail) is the source of this 2697-nucleotide messenger RNA. The record is from the annotation of a GenBank genome assembly. Lineage: Eukaryota; Metazoa; Arthropoda; Insecta; Lepidoptera; Papilionidae.
AUGAUAGUAUGUGGGGUGAAGGUAGCUAGUUUAAAACCACCAACAACAGUAAGGAUCUUCGAUCGGAAUGAAUACUACAGCGUCCACGGCGAGGACGCAACUACGGCAGCUAGAGAGGUAUUUUCCUCCGUAUCCAACAUCAAGAAAAUGGGCUUAGAACCGGACCGACUCGACUAUCUCGUCCUCUCCAAAGGAAAUUUCGAGAUACUUAUAAGAAAGUUGUUACUGGUCAGGCGUUACAGAGUUGAGAUCUACGUGCCAGAAGGUUCGUCGAAGAAUAGCGAAUGGCGAUUGGAAUAUAAAGGAUCCCCUGGAAACCUAUCGCAGUUGGAGGAGGCUCUCGGUGAGGGUCUGGGUACCGCUAAUAAUAGCGCUCCAUGUUUGAUGGCGGUCAAUUUCAAAACGGACGCCGUGACAAAGGGAAGGCUGUUGGGCGUCGCGUGCUUAACCGCCGCCGAAUAUCAGUUCUGCGUUUCGGAGUUUACGGACGACGACCUGCUGACUGAGCUGGAGACCAUCACCGUGCAGAUGGCGCCUACGGAGUGCCUCGUUGUGCAAGGAGACAACGAAGACCAAAAGGCGCUCAAGAAAGUGAUGGAGAGGACGGACGUGACUGUCACCAAGCUGAAGAGGGGCGAGUUCAGCACGGAAGGCCUGGUCCAGGACCUGAACCGGCUGCUCAGGUUCAAGGAGGGCCAGCAGAAAGAUGCCAACGCUUACCCAGAAACGGCCAAAGAGCUGGCAAUGGGAUGCUUGGCAGCGGGGAUAAAGUACACCGCCCUUACGAGCGACAGCACCAACUUUGGACGGUUCCAGCUGUGCGGCAUCCAGGCGGACGGGUACCUGCACCUGGACGCGGCCGCCCUGAAGGCGCUCAACGUGCUGCCGGAGCUGGGCGACAACUGCAACGCGCCGUCGCGAAGCCUCUACGGCCUGCUGGACAGGUGCCGCACGCAGCACGGCAAACGAUUGCUGGCGCAGUGGCUGCGGCAGCCGUUGCGCGACACGCACCUGAUCAACGAGCGGCUGGACGUGGUGGAGGCGCUGGUGGGCAACUCCUCGCUGCGGCUGCAGCUGCACGACGACCACUUGCGCAGGGUGCCCGACCUGCAGGCGCUCGCCAGGCGCCUGGCCCGGCGCAGGGCCGGCCUGCAGGACUGCUACAGGAUCUACCAGGCGAUUGAUAGACUUCCAUCUCUUCUUCAAUGCCUCGCUCAGGCGGACAGUGCAACAAUACAUUCGUCACUAGCAGAACCGAUUUCUGAACUGCACGGAGAUCUUGAAAAAUUCCAGCAAAUGAUUGAAACCACUGUUGAUAUGGAAGCUGUUGAAAGAGGAGAAUUCCUAGUAAAACCAUCCUUUGAUGAACAACUGCAAAAUUUGCGGGAACAACUGGAUAAUUUGCAAUCCAAGGGAGAGAAAGAACUACGUACGGCAGCAAGUAAUUUAGACCUUGAAGCUGGAAAGAGUAUUAAGCUGGAGAAUAAUCCACAAAAUGGAUUCUAUUUUAGAAUAACAAUAAAGGAAGAACAGGCAAUCCGUGGCAACAAAAAGUACACAAUUAUUGAUACAGUAAAGGGUGGUGUGCGUUUCAAAAAUAGUGCAUUGGAUAGUUUAACAGAGGAUUAUGUUCAAACUAAAGAAGCCUAUGAGAAGGAACAGGAUAAAGUUGUCAGUGAAAUAAUCAACAUAGCAACCGGUUACUCGGAGUGCCUGUUCAGCCUUUCGCACGUGCUGUCCCGGCUGGACGUGCUGGUGUCGUUCGCGGUGGCGGCGACGGGCGCGCCCUCGCCCUACUGCCGCCCGCUUUUCGCCGAGGGCGCGGACGAGCUCGUGCUUAAGGAGCUGCGGCAUCCGUGCUUGGAGGUGCAGGAGGGCGUCUCCUACAUACCGAACGAUGUCGUAUUCAAACGCGGCGAGUGCCUGAUGCACGUGGUGACGGGCGCGAACAUGGGCGGCAAGUCGACGUGGAUGCGGUCGGCGGGCGCGGCGUGCGUAAUGGCGCAGGCGGGCGCGCUGGUGCCGGCCAAGGAGGCGCGGCUGCCCGCGCUCAGGGCGCUGCUGGCGCGCGUCGGCGCCGCGGACCGCGAGCAGCGCGCGCAGAGCACCUUCAUGCUCGAGAUGUUCGAGACCGCCGCCGUGCUGCGGACCGCCACACCCAAUUCUUUGGUGCUAAUUGAUGAGCUGGGACGGGGAACGUCGACAUAUGAAGGAUGUGGAAUUGCUUGGGCCAUUGCAGAGAAGCUGGCGACGGAGUGCCAGUGCUUCUGCAUGUUCGCGACGCACUACCACGAGCUGACCCGGCUCGCCGCCUUGCACCCGGGGCUCAUCGCCAACUCGCACGCGGAGGCGUCCGUGGUGGGGCAGCAAUUGGUGCUGUUGCAUAAAAUUGUCCCGGGCCCCGCCGCCCACUCGUUGGGGCUGCACGUGGCCAAGUUGGCCGACCUGCCGGACUCCAUUAUCCAGUACGCCGAGGAAAAACAAGCUCAACUGGAAACUAACCUCUUCGAAAUCGAGUCAUCUGUUGAAUCUCAAGAGAGCUCUGAAGGACAGCAAAUAAUUUUAGAUUUCUUACGUAAAUGCAAGCAAAUUCAGGAGACAUUCAAAUCUGACGAGGAAAUGAUGGAAGAAAUUAAUAAGCUAAAACAAGAAUUGCUGCAGAAAAACAGCAAAUACGUACAGUCUCUUAUGACGUGC